Molecule: messenger RNA, 666 nt
Organism: Cetraspora pellucida
Lineage: Eukaryota; Fungi; Glomeromycota; Glomeromycetes; Diversisporales; Gigasporaceae
Source: the annotation of a GenBank genome assembly
AUGGUGCCUGGUAUAGAAGCAGAAUAUUUCGAAAGAACGGAGUAUUCAGACACCAUCGAAAUUUGGCAGUAUUUUCAAAUCUUCGAUUUGCCAAUCCCUAUUUAUGAUAUAGUCCGUUCCAGAGGUUUUGCCGCAGUUUUCCGUCCGACUUGGAAGUUCUGGAUUGCAGUUGUAUUUUAUAAUACAGUCCGAGCUGGAGGUUCCGGUUUGCAGUUGUAUUCUAUAAUACAGUCCGAGCUGGAGCAGCAAGAACAAGGCGUUCAAAAUAAUACCCUUAUUGUUAAUAACAUAGAUAUUCGAUUAAAAAUAGAGGAGUGGCGACAGGAAUCCAAACACAUCUUAGAAAUUCUUAAGCAAGAUCUCUUGCGAUAUAAUAUAAUCGAUACAGUCAGCUCAUCAGCAACAAAGGCGCGGUGUCUCUUCAAAGACGUUUGGGAUAUGAUGGUUGACAUUAUGGAAGAUAUAACGUCGGAUCAAGUAACAAAAGACAUAAUUUCUGAUCAAAUAACAAAAACUGAUCAAAUUAAAAGUUAUGCCAAAGGCGUUUUUGCGGGUGUGAACUCACUUGAAAAUUUAAGAAAAACGAUCAAAUCAAAUCGUUCCUUGUUGAGGCAAAAUACUAGUGAUAAUACUAGCUGGAAAAAGCAAGUAUUAAAAAUAUCGAAG